Messenger RNA from Passer domesticus (house sparrow), 1845 nucleotides. Its product is annotated as maestro heat-like repeat-containing protein family member 6. Gene Ontology annotation, cellular component: cytoplasm. Bases 1 to 1845 code for a protein of 614 amino acids. The transcript is spliced from 12 exons. The record is from RefSeq and is a predicted model, not a curated record. Lineage: Eukaryota; Metazoa; Chordata; Aves; Passeriformes; Passeridae.
AUGACCAAGAGCACGGCCAACCCCGACUCCAGGCCCAGCGAGCUGAGGACAGAGCCUGCUGCCAGCACAGUGUCCUCUGAGCUCGCUGCAACCUGUGACCAGGCAGCGGCCGAGGGCAGGGUGGAGGCUGACAUGGCCCUGACUGAGGGCAUGGCCACCUCAAACAACCAGACUCAGGCCAUCCCAGAGACUGACGCCAUGACUGCACGAACUGUGCUAGCCACGGUGAAGGACAUUCUACAGAGACUCAUGUCCUGUGACACUGUGGAUGCCGAGCUGCAAAUGGAUAUUGUGAGCCUGACUGAAAAACACCCUGCUCACGUGGUGAUGAGCCUCCUGCACUGUGCCCCAUUGUGUGACAGAGCUGCCACACUGAUGUGGAGGGCCAUGGGCACCUCAGAAGUAGCCGCGGAGGAGGUGCUUCCAGCGCUGCUCUCUGUGCUAGAGAAGCAGCCACCAUACAGCAGGAUCUUCUGCAGCGGGGACGAGGCCGUCUUUGCCCUGGCUGCAACUCUGGUGCUGUGGAGGAUUGCCCCCAUGUCUGAGUGGCACUACGGAAUACUCCUUCAUUCUCCCCAGCUGUUUGUGGAUCUGCUCUUGCAAAUUUUCAUCACCACAGAGCAGAUGCCAGAGAAUGUUCAGAACUUCUGGAGAGUGUGUCAGGAGGAACACGGCCUUCCCAGUGACCCCAACAGGUUUGCAGUGCAGACCAUGAAGGCUCUGCUCUCCCAGCUGGCCUUUGACAAGAAGCUGGUGGCUCUGGAGCACCUGCAGGUCUGGGACACCCUGCUCUGUGCCGACACCCAGCAUGAGGCAGCGGGCCUGCUGGCCAGGGAGAUGCGCUGUGGCUUGACCCCCUUGUGUCCCCACAUGGCCUCGCACCUGCUCAGCCUGCUCAUCGGGAAGCAGCCACGCUGGGAUCUGCCUGCCCUGGCGUUCUUGGUGGAGCUCCUGGAGUGUCUGGACUUGAGCCAACAUGGUCCCAGUGCCCUGUGGGUCGUAUCCAGGCACCUGCUGAGUGAGUGCAGGGAUAGGCUGCGCCUGCAGCUCAGAGGCCUCGUGGUGCUCAGCAAGGAGCCCUCGCUGGGCGGAGAAAUAUGCAGCCUCUAUCAACACCUGCUGGAGCAGCUGGCUGAUCCCGAUGCAGAGGUGGUCUGGAUGACCCUCUCUGUGCUCACGCAUGUGCUCCAGGACAAAGACCAUAAGAUAGCCAGCAUCACCGCCCUGAAGCUGGCUGAGGCCCUGCUGCCACACUUUGACAAUGACAACAGCCAGGUGCAGCUGCUCUCCAUUCAGCUCUUCAGCAAGGUGACGGAGCUGGUAGUGGAAGAGGGGGAAGAGCCUCUCACAAGAAUCGUGAGCCAGAGCCUGCUCCCUUUAUUCCUGCGCUGGCACGAUGAGAACCUGCACGUGGCCAAGGCCUCUCACGAAGCCCUGCUUUGUGCGGCACGCUUCCUGAGGAGGACUGACCUCAAGGAGCUGCUGACGAAGGAGCAGCGGAUGAAGUUCGCCCAGAGCCUGCGCCGCAUCCGGGGCCGCCAGCCCGCGCCCCGCACACUGCUCCCUGCCCUGGGCCGUGCGGGCGGGCUCGGCCGGUGCUGGGCGCAGGGAGCACCCGGCCAAGGGGCAGAGCCCGGGCUGAGCCUUUGCUCCCCGCAGCUGCUGCAGGACGCGAGCCGAGCGGCCGAGCACCUGCGCUGGGCCCUGCCGCGCCUGCAGAGCCCGCAGCGGCCCCUGCGAGAGGCGGCCGUCAGGAUCAUCGCCCCGCCCGCCCUUGGCGCUGCCGCCGCCCUCCCGCAGCCGUGCCCUCCCUCGGGCGGCAGCGUGCGGCAGGGCCUGGGCUGA